This is a messenger RNA of Rotaria sp. Silwood2, 645 nucleotides long. The record is from the annotation of a GenBank genome assembly. Lineage: Eukaryota; Metazoa; Rotifera; Eurotatoria; Philodinida; Philodinidae.
AUGAUGCUUUAUCAUUUUGAUAGUCCAGCGAUAUUUACAAUUCCACAUUGGACUGAGAUUUAUGUCAUUAUCACAGUAUCAAGUAUGGCUUGUGAAGAUGUUCGAAAAUUAUGUCAUGAAUAUGAAACACGAAUGAUAGAACAAUGGGGUUCAACAGGUUCAGCUAUUCUAACAGUGUUAACAUUUAUAUUUUAUGUCACACCUUAUCUUCUAUUUUAUCUGGGUCUUGGAUUUCGAAUUAUUUGGGCAUUUGAUCUUGAAUUAUGGUAUAUUGGCUCACUUAAAUUUGUUACGGCUAUAAAAUCAGUCGGUCCAAAAUUAUUUAUGCUUAAAAAUAUGCUUCGAGAUUUAACUGGUUUUGUCUAUAUGAUUUUCAUAGCAAUAGCUGCGUAUGGUGUUGUAUCUCGUGCAUUGAUUUUUUACAAACAAGUUCCAUUUAAUAUUACUGAUAUAAUCAAGGAAAUAUUUUAUGCACCAUAUUGGUUUAUAUAUGGAGAAGUCUCUGAUAAAGAUUUACUUGAUCUGAAAAUCAAGAAUGGCACAGAAUCAGUUGCAGAAGCAAAAGCUGUGCACGUUUUAUUAGCAUUUCAUAUGUUGUUUAUUAAUAUUCUUAUACUUAAUUUACUAGUUGCUGUUUUUACGUAA